AUGUUGAACAGCGCCUUCGACGUCUACGGCUACCAAGUGCUUCGCAUCCACCUUCUUGUACCGUCAGUGUUCCAGGCCAUGGAGUACCGCGAGUGGGCGUGCGCCCACCCGCAGGGGGCUGUCUUCGCCAAGGAGCCCAGCUGGAAGGACCACGUGGCGGCCGGCCGCUCCUGCGCAGACCUCACCUCCGGCUUUUGCAACCUGAGCAUGUGGCUCAGCAGCCGCUGGAUCGCGCCGCCAGAAGCUCCGCCCAAGCGGGGUACCGUGGAGCAGGGGACGGGGCAGAGCACUGGGGAACCCGACGAGUGCGUAAUCAUUGCAGCUGACAAGGAACGCGACAAG
Prorocentrum cordatum is the source of this 342-nucleotide messenger RNA. NCBI's taxonomy places the organism in Eukaryota, Dinophyceae, Prorocentrales, Prorocentraceae. The record is from the annotation of a GenBank genome assembly.